AUGUAUGUAAAGAUAGAAGGCCCACAGUUCACAAAAGGACCUGCGUCUAAACUCUGUUCCACCAAGCCUACCGUCAUUGCAACUGCGACGAUCUCCUCAAGAAAAGGUUGCUUACCUCUAUCGGUUAUUUCGAUCUAACGCAUAUCCGAUUAAUUUUGUAAAGAUCUGCCCCAGACAGACACAAGCUAGGUAUCCAUCGGUGAGACCCAUAUCUCCUCUAUAUAUUUAAUCCUAAGAACGUGUGCCUACUGCUGUUCGACGCUUCUUCUAAAAAAAGUUUCUGAAACUUCAGUUACAAUUUGGAAAUAUACGCCAUCUACACUUUUUGUUUACAAUUCAUUUUAACGAACGUAGCAUCGAUAUGCUUUUCUAAUCGACAGUUUUGUUCAACUGUGAUAACCAACAGUGGACCAAAGAAGUUACGCCUUCGAUGGAUUGUAACAGAAAAUGAUUCGUCCUGAUUGUACUUGUUUUUCCCAGUGUUUUCCAAUUCGUUAAUGGCCCAUAAACUAUAACUUCUCGCUGACUUACACCCAUUGUCAUAUGUCAUGCGAGAGUGAGUGCUGAAUAGAACGUCCGCCAUUGCACUUGUGGCUGCAUACGGCGAUGUUAUCUUCAGUAAGGGGUUAGGCGGCUUUUAAGUGCCACAGUUAAGCGUGGUACAGCAAUAGACAUUUUUUGGGGAAUGUAUUUUAGGCGAGAAGGUCACUAUCACCAAAAUGCCUCUAGAAACGACGAAAAGGAGGUAGCUGUCUGCGCAUUUUUCCCAGUGGCUGGGCCAGAGGGAGUUCGCGCGUCUACAACCUCGUCGUAGCCCCGCUAUUUAGUAAGGACCCGGUCUUUCAUAGUCCCUCUUGUCCUGCGGCAAAGAAGGGAGCUAUUUGGGACUGGUGCUGGGAGAGCAGAUCAAUAUAAUUGUCUUCUAGGAACUUGCGGAGGUGCUGCAGCCAAAUUAAGCACCGGAGAUGUUAGCAAAAUCAUGUAUUAGGCGGAUAAGGGACGGGUUAAUAAGCAGAACGGCCUGCGAAAAGUUAUGCCCCUCAUCAAAGGGAAAACCAACGACAGGCCUUAGUAGGCAGAGCAAGAAUUGGAGUACCAACUGUUUAUAUCGUAAGCACAGAGUGCGGCCAUGUAAGCAGACCUGUAAGGGGUCGCGCCUUCAUAGUACGGAGCCAAAAGUACCCAGUAGCAAUGGUAAGAAAGCAUUUGGCACGUGUCGACGUUCCUAUCCCUUUACAAUAGUAGCUAGCUGUUGCUUCUGUUAUAAAGUUACUGUGUGCGCAUCUGACCCGUGUUUAGUGCACAUCUUAGUCAACUGGGUGAGGUGAAUUACUUUAAAUUUGGAUUUAGUGGUAGAUCAAGUGGUAACUCUUAAUUAUAUCAUUAGAAAUCCCUGUUUUGAAUUGGUUUCUAAAUCCACUGCUAUCACUCCUCCCCCAUAGCGACAAUUUUCGCGGUUUUUGAUGUCAUCUCCCGCAUUCCGACCUCAUGCGGUCUGCCGACGCUCACGGCGGAACCCUCAGUAUUCAUCGUCUACUAG
Molecule: messenger RNA, 1540 nt
Organism: Spirometra erinaceieuropaei
Lineage: Eukaryota; Metazoa; Platyhelminthes; Cestoda; Diphyllobothriidea; Diphyllobothriidae
Source: the annotation of a GenBank genome assembly